CAAAAGGAUGAGGAGAAUAAGCGGAAGGAUGCGGUUAAUAAGCAAAAGGAUGAGGAGAAUAAGCGAAAGGAUGAGAAGAAUAAGAGGAAGGCUGGGGGCAAUAUGAGGCAUGGGGGCAACACGAGGAAGGAUGGGGGCAACACGAGGAAGGAUGGGGGCAACAAGAGGAAGGAUGGGGGCAACACGAGGAAGGAUGGGGGCAACACGAGGAAGGAUGGGGGCAACACGAGGAAGGAUGGGGGCAACACGAGGAAGGAUGGGGGCAACACGAGGAAGGAUGGGGGCAACACGAGGAAGGAUGGGGGCAACACGAGGAAGGAUGGGGGCAACACGAGGAAGGAUGGGGGCAACACGAGGAAGGAUGGGGGGAAUAAGAUGAACGAAAAUCGCGGGGCAGUGGACGCGGGGCGAGUUCAGAUGCCAGCCGCUGCCUUCCUGUCACCCCUCCCCUCACCACCCCUCUCACCACCCCUGACCCUUCAUGCCCCCACCCCCCUGGCUCUCCUAUCACCGCAGGGCAGCGCAUGGCAGUGGCUGUGGGGCGAGUUCACCUGCUGGCCUGCCUGCCACCCCCCUUUCAUCGGUUCCCCUCACCACACCACACCGCUCUCCCCUACCUCCCCACCCAACCCAACAGCAGGGCAGCGCAUGGCAGUGGACGUGGGGCGAGUUCAGCUUCCUGCCUGUGCCGUGGACCGCUCAUGGGAGGAGGAGCUCAUGUGCACCCACCUGUUCAUGCACGAGUCAGUUCAUGUGCCUGUGCCGUGGACCGCUGCUCCUUCAACGAGCGCACGCGUGGGGCUAGCAGCAGUUUCUCUGAAGGCCCUGGGGCCUGUCUGCUACCCCAUCACAACCACACUCCAUCUGACCCUCCCCUCCCCCAUUCCUGCCUGCAUCCAGGAGCGCACGAGUGCGCGUGUGGGGCGGGAAGCGGUCUCUCUGAAGGCCCUGGGGGCUCAUUGCUACCCCACCGCAACCACACCCACUCCUCUGACUCGUCCUUCUGUCUGCCCUUCUCCUUGCUGCCUCCAGGAGUGCACGUGUGGGGCGGGCAGCGGUCUCUCUGAAGGCCCUGGGGCCCCUCUGCUAUGCCGUGGCGGCUUCCAAAGCCUUUCCUAA
This is a messenger RNA of Closterium sp. Naga37s-1, 1119 nucleotides long. Lineage: Eukaryota; Viridiplantae; Streptophyta; Zygnematophyceae; Desmidiales; Closteriaceae. The record is from the annotation of a GenBank genome assembly.